Acaulospora morrowiae is the source of this 909-nucleotide messenger RNA. NCBI's taxonomy places the organism in Eukaryota, Fungi, Glomeromycota, Glomeromycetes, Diversisporales, Acaulosporaceae. The record is from the annotation of a GenBank genome assembly.
AUGAAUCAAGAAACAUUAAAUGGUUUACCAAUUGUCCAAAAAACAAAUGCAAAGUAUAUAUCCUUCGCUAGACACAAUUUACCUCCUUCUUUUUCGGGCGUGGGACUUGUAGUUUAUGACAAUUCGAAUAUGAAUGGUGAUCUAAGCUUUGCACAAUUUCCAAAUCUCAUGGCAAUCACAAUUCAGAAUCAAGUAAUCUACAGUAAUCUGAAUAGCAUCGAUAUUAGCGAAAAUGAAAAUUUCUGGAAGUUGGAUAUUAACAGUAAUUUCAACUAUUAUUGUAAGAUUAUCGUCAAAGAAAGGCAACUUAAUCGAGUAUUAGUAUCUUACGUUGAAAAUGGGGUCUGUAAAAAGGAAAAGUUAAAAAACCAAUGCCAAAUACCUUACUACCUAGUCGAAGAUCGAAAAUUGGAACAAUUGGAAACGGAAGUAAAAAAGCUGAAACAAGAUCUCGCCGAAAAAAAUCAACAAAUAAAGGACUUACAAACGGAAGCAAAGAAAAAACCUACUCUUUACCAGUUUGAAGAAUUAAAUAAAGUAGUAUUUCCUGAUAGUGAACUUAACUACGUCAGUUUAAAAGAAGAAAUUAAGAGACUUAAGUUAAAGGAUUUUGCACCUUAUUUUCGACAGCAAAAGGACCGAUUUGAUCAGUUGACCCUAACUAGCAAAAAUAAAGCAGCUGAUAAUUUGAAACCAAUAUUAGAACUUUUCUUACAAACUCGAAAACAAAUUAUCGAACAGAACAACAGAAAUGGCGACGAUUUCGCAAAAGGACAACUGCAAGGACAGCUAGUCACUUGCCAGACACUUUUACAAUCAAAGUUUACCCAAGAGGAAUUACAAACUCUUUUAAAUAUGCAAGAAGAAAUAUUAAAACUUGAGGAGCAAUCAAAUAGUUUGAGAGGGUGA